Molecule: messenger RNA, 1183 nt
Organism: Arabidopsis thaliana (thale cress)
Lineage: Eukaryota; Viridiplantae; Streptophyta; Magnoliopsida; Brassicales; Brassicaceae
Exons: 2
Coding region: 726-935 (69 amino acids)
Source: RefSeq, marked reviewed
UCACGUCCAAAUUUGUCGGUUCAUACACCUCCGCGGCUCGGUACAAAUCCCAAAUUCCCCAAAUGAUUCACUGAGUCGACUCGACCUCCUCAUAUCCCAAGUGAGAUCUUCUUAUUGUUUAUCCGUUUGGUUCGUGAUUAUAAAUUUUAAAUCUUGCAAGAUGUUCUCAUACAGUUAUCGCUACAGAUUUCGUUCGAAUUGUUUGGUUGAAAUGUUUGGAUUAUGGAUUCAGGACCCUUGAUUUUGCUCUUUACUUGAUUAAGAACAUCUCGACGGAUUCUAAUUGGUUUUCUUAUUGUAUAAAUGUAGUUUUUGUCGAAUAAUACUGGAUUUAGGGCUUUUCGUGUAUAAAAACUGUUACUUUUGGCACAUCACCUGUGAGAUCAAUUUAAAAAACCAUUGAGGUUCUGAUCUAUAUCUGAUUCUCACUUAUGUCUUGAUUUCACCAUCUGAUAUUGAUCAGUUUAUCUGGAACUGAUGUUGUAAACCAUGUCUUGUCUGUGAAAAAACAAGCUCUGUGUUAUGUAUCUAAAUGUUGACACAUGAAUUUCAGUGUUUCACAAUGUCAUAAUUCUUGUUUUGUUACCUAUAUGCUAUUAGGUGUUAGCGUCUGAGUUCAAAUGAUCAUUUUAUAACCCUUAUGAUGUGACACUGAUUCCAAUUUUGAUUUUGGUUUCUCUCUAGAUUUUUUUGUUUGGGUUACAAAGCCAAAACGAGAGAUUACAAUGGCACCAUCACGUAACAUCGUUGUAGCCACCGGUUUGGUUCUUUUCGCAUCUGCAGGCUUAGCUUUCCCCUUUUACAUGGCAUCUUCGAAACAACCAGUUAUCGAUCCAACAAAACCAUUACCUCCUCAAGCAACUUUUAGAGGACCUUACAUAAACACAGGCUCACGCGAUGUUGGACCUGAUCAUCGAACUUACCCAAAGAAAUGAUCCAAUCAAGUCAAAACAAUUACGCAGGUGUUUUCAUUGUGAGCUUUGUAUUCAUAAGAUAAUAUCGUUUUGUAGUUUGUUCUCCAAUCCAUUUAAGUCGUUGUCCUUCAUGUAACACCAGUCCAACUUAACCAUUGAAUGUAACUGAAGAAACAGAUUUAUUCCUGCAUAAGAACUUGAUUUUUGAUUGUCUAAAAAGUUUUGAGACUCAAAAUCACAUAACUUGGACAAUACUUCUCAAAUCAAAG